This is a messenger RNA of Sinocyclocheilus grahami, 1809 nucleotides long. Its product is annotated as zinc finger and BTB domain-containing protein 22-like. NCBI's taxonomy places the organism in Eukaryota, Metazoa, Chordata, Actinopteri, Cypriniformes, Cyprinidae. The coding region runs from base 234 to 1475 and encodes 413 amino acids. The record is from RefSeq and is a predicted model, not a curated record. Gene Ontology annotation, biological process: regulation of transcription by RNA polymerase II. The transcript has 3 exons. Gene Ontology annotation, molecular function: protein binding; DNA-binding transcription factor activity, RNA polymerase II-specific; RNA polymerase II cis-regulatory region sequence-specific DNA binding.
AGUAUAGUGAUGUCUGUUAGUUAAAAUUUUGAGUCUAUUUAUCUGUAGUGUCUUGCCUGUUUUGUGAAUCUGGCCCCUGGUUAUUUAGCAACAGAAAAGCAUAGUAUGCUACAGCACACAUUACAGUCCUGCACGGACAAACGGCGUAGCUCUAACUGGAGCGGCUCUGAACACUGCGGUUCUGUUGCCAGGUUCUGCUGAAGAACGUCACCACGGUGUCUCUUCCCUCAGUCAUGGACCCUCUGGCCUUCGAGAGCGUGUUAAACUCGGCCUACACGGGUCAGCUCAGCAUCGUGCGCGACGACAUCAUCAACUACGUCACGGUGGCCAGCUUCCUGCAGAUGUGGCACAUCGUGGACAAGUGCACGGACAUCCUGAAGAGGUCGCGACCUUUGGUCCAGGUCACCCCCGGCGGGGCGGCGUCCUCCAGUCACCAGUCGCCCAGCAGCUCCGACUGCUGCUUCGCCGAUCCGGAGGACGGGGAGCGAGCGGCGAGCGAACAAACUCUGGAAAAACGGCCGCAAAGCGCACUACCGCCUCUGGCCACAUGGAGGCGUCCGACUCAGAGCAGGUGGAGCAGAAGCAGCUUGACGUUCCCCAUCCGAACGGAGCCCGGAUGCGGCCCGAAUACGGGAGACGAAGGUUUCCACGCAUUCCCCGUUGCGCCUUUGCCGUCCAUCGAAACUUCAGACUUCGCAAGGCACCGAAUCCGCGCUCGCCUCCGAGGAGCGAAGGAAGACGAGGAGCAGCGGAGGAUGGAAGCGGAUGAAGGAGUCGGAGAGCCACUCGAUGAGGACAAAGUGAGGGUGAAGUGUGAGGAGCACCAGGCCGGAGCCGUCGAGGCGGACGGACGUCUCAGAGAGAGCGAGAGCUGCGAGACGGACGAACUGUGGAACCAGUGGACUUUGUCAGACGCCAAGCUCCUGGACGAAGAUGAGGAGGACGAAACGGACGUCGCGUUCGAGACCUACGACGAAAUCGAGAAGGCCACGGGGCAGAUUUCCCAGCGUCCUUUGCCACCGCCAACGUCCAACCAGUUGGCUCCGGGAACGUCCGAGCUCUCCUGGGUCUCGCAGUCGUCCUCGUCCUCCCCGUGCUCUCCUCUCUCUGCGACGCCCAAAGUCCACUUCUGUCACUGCGGCAAAGCGUACACGCUGAAGAGCAUGCGCGACCGCCACGUGAAAAUGCAGCACCUGAACCUGCGUCCGUUCGCCUGCCCCGUCUGCUCCAAGAGCUUCAAGAUGAAGCACCACCUGACCAAACACGUCAAGACGCACGGAGGCCUGCGUCCGUAUGAGUGCGCGCUCUGCGGCAAGAAGAUCGUCUGGAGAGACAGUUUCCUCAAGCAUCAGGCUCGCUGCCAGGGAACGACGACGACGACGUCUGGCCAUCAAAAUGACGACGCAGAUGCACCUGGACAAGUGAAGGUGGAACAGGAUGAUUAUUCAUUACAGGACGAGGAAAUACACUCUUAAAAGUAAAAGUUCUGAAAGAGGUUUUUGCGUUGAACGCCAAAGGAAUGCCAUUCCUUUCAGUCAACAGUUCCCCUAUAAAUUGCCGUUUAAAGUUUCUGUGGAUGUUAAAGGUUCUUUAUGGAACCAUCGAUGCCAAUAAAAAAAACCUUUAUUUUCAAGAGUGUGAACUCUCCAAAAGAGGGUUCAUCGAAGAAGUGAUCAGUUCUUAAAACAACCAUUUUUUUUCUUAGCGUGGAUGUUGAAGGUUUUUUCCACUAUGAAGAACCUUUAAUGGUUCCAUGGAAGUUGAAGUUUCUUAAAAGGGGUGGUUGAUUGCGAUUUCACUUUUUUAACG